Molecule: messenger RNA, 807 nt
Organism: Cryptococcus deneoformans JEC21
Lineage: Eukaryota; Fungi; Basidiomycota; Tremellomycetes; Tremellales; Cryptococcaceae
Product: expressed protein
Exons: 3
Coding region: 156-722 (188 amino acids)
Biological process (GO): mitochondrial translational termination
Cellular component (GO): mitochondrial large ribosomal subunit
Molecular function (GO): translation release factor activity
Source: RefSeq, a predicted model, not a curated record
CGAAAACGAGAUUUACAAACGCACUACAAGUGAUUGGGGAUUGGGAACAAAUAUCAAAGCUUCAAAUUACAGAGAGCUGUCUGGCCGACAGACAUAUGCGGAGUAUAAGCAGAAAGACGCCGCAAUAGAUCAAACCAGGUACUAUCGGUGCCGCCAUGAGGAGUAUUCGUCGUUUGCUCUCUCGUCGACUAUUAUCUACUACGGCUUGCCUUGCCGCCAAACCUCCAGUAAAGCUCCUUCAUAUCCCAAAGCUUGGCUCAGAAUCUGAACAUCUACUGGCAAGACAAUGGGUGGAUGCGUUUACGCCAGAAGAUAUACCGAAGGAAGGCUGGGUGGCCACAAGGAGUCGGUCCAGCGGUCCCGGUGGUCAGCAUGUAAAUAAGACGGAAUCAAAGGUUACUAUAAGAUGUGAUCUAGAUCAGGCUGUCGGUCGGUGGUUACCCAAGUUCAUCAUGUCAGCUUUAACGAAAUCUACGCAUUACCAUCACUCCCCACCGUCACUCCUCAUCACCUCUCAGACAACACGGUCGGCUUCUCAAAAUCAAGCUAAUGCUCUGAGUCUCUUACAUCAAACUAUCGUCUCGUCAGCCAACUCUCUCAUCAUAAAUCCCACCAGUCCGGAACAGAAAGAACGAGUCAAGGAACUGGAGAAGAAAGAAAAAGAAAGAAGAAUGGAGAUGAAAAAGAGAAGAAGCAUGAAAAAAGCUAGUCGAAGGGAAUAAGCUUGCUUCAACAGCAGAGAUUUGAGCAUCUGCAUCGAUAGAAACGGUGUGUUUGUAUGUACAUGCAUGUAUAAGUAUGACAAGG